CCGGCAGCAGAGCAGAGUGAACCCUCUUCUCUCAGAGUGGAUCUUUGAACCCUCUUCCUCAGCAGAAUGGCGGGCAGCGCGUGGAGGUCAAUGCUGUCCCAGGCGGUCCGGAGACCUGCUCUGUCUGCAGCUUCCUUCUCCAGAGGGAUGCAGACCGUCACUCUGAUUCCUGGCGACGGCAUCGGACCAGAGAUCUCCUCUGCUGUCAUGAAGAUCUUUGAAGCUGCUAAAGCUCCCAUCAGGUGGGAGGAGAGGAACGUGACGGCCAUAAAGGGACCAGGCGGCCGGUGGAUGAUCCCUCCUGACGCUAAAGAGUCCAUGGACCGGAGCAAGAUCGGACUGAAGGGACCUCUGAAGACGCCCAUCGCCGCGGGUCACCCCUCCAUGAACCUGCUGCUGAGGAAGACCUUCGACCUUUACGCCAACGUGCGACCCUGCGUCUCCAUCGAGGGCUACAAGACGCCGUACACCGACGUGGACCUGGUCACCAUCAGAGAGAACACGGAGGGCGAGUACAGCGGCAUCGAACACGUGAUCGUCGACGGCGUCGUUCAGAGCAUCAAACUGAUCACCGAGAACGCCAGCAGACGCAUCGCUGAGUACGCCUUCGAAUACGCCAGAAACAACCAGAGAAACAGCGUGACGGCCGUCCACAAAGCCAACAUCAUGCGAAUGUCAGACGGUUUGUUUCUGAGAAAAUGUCGUGAGGUGGCCGAGAACUACAAAGACAUCAAGUUCACUGAGAUGUACCUCGACACCGUCUGUCUCAACAUGGUUCAGGAUCCGACUCAGUUUGAUGUUCUGGUGAUGCCCAACCUGUACGGAGACAUCCUCAGUGAUCUGUGCGCCGGUCUGAUCGGAGGACUCGGCGUCACUCCCAGCGGGAACAUCGGAGCGAACGGAGUCGCCAUCUUUGAAUCGGUUCACGGCACCGCCCCCGACAUCGCCGGCAUGGACAUGGCGAACCCCACCGCCCUGCUGCUGAGCGCCGUCAUGAUGCUGCGUCACAUGGGUCUCCAUGACUGCGGCCAGAAGAUCCAGACGGCCUGUUUCGACACCAUCAGAGAAAAGAAGGUACUGACGAAGGACCUGGGAGGAAACUCCAAGUGUUCAGAGUUUACAGCUGAGAUCUGCCGUCGUAUUCAGGAUCUGGACUGAAGCUGCGGAGACGCAGCAGCUGCCGCAGGAGCCCGAGUCUCCGCCCACUAAGCCCCGCCCCGCCCCCCACCGCCACAGAGCCACACCCCCUCCACUGCCUGCUUUGAUCUCUCUGAGCUUCACUUCCUGCUUCUCUCUCAGCUGUAUUUACGUUUUUAGAAAACAUCACCCUGUGAUGACAUCAUCGUCGUGGUGACGGGAGGGGGCGGGGCUUCUGCAGCAGCUAUGUGUGUAAUAAACCUAACGAAACAUUCACAGCAAACAUACGCACAAAUGUCACAUGACCAAGUUGUAAUGAAAUCAUUUCAUUUUCUUACUGAAAGUAUCAUAUUACCGUAAUAUUGAUAAUAUCAGCACUCCGCCUGUGUUGUCUGAACUUUGGAUAUUUGCUUUUUUUUAACGGUAAACCAGUGUCACCGUUUGAAAUGUCCUCUUAUUUAUUGUUUCUACUUCCUGCUGCUCACUUGAGUUUCUGAGAUCCACAAACAGAAAUCUAUAAAUGUCUGUAAAGGGAGAUGGACCACGUCUGUUCCUACAUUUACAUCUUAACUGCUUCAAAACAUUCACAUCCAGUAAAAAAGGGCUUUCUGAAGAGAUUAAAGUGGAGUUUUUAAAGCUCGUCAUGUGAUGAAUAUGAUGUUUCCUUCUGUGAAAAUAAAUCUAUUAAUUAUCA
Molecule: messenger RNA, 1831 nt
Organism: Thunnus maccoyii (southern bluefin tuna)
Lineage: Eukaryota; Metazoa; Chordata; Actinopteri; Scombriformes; Scombridae
Product: isocitrate dehydrogenase [NAD] subunit alpha, mitochondrial
Exons: 11
Coding region: 67-1158 (363 amino acids)
Biological process (GO): tricarboxylic acid cycle; isocitrate metabolic process
Cellular component (GO): mitochondrion
Molecular function (GO): NAD binding; magnesium ion binding; isocitrate dehydrogenase (NAD+) activity
Source: RefSeq, a predicted model, not a curated record